AUGAAGCUCGGCAAGAAGAAGACGAAGGAACCGGCGGCACCAGAGCCAUCAAAGACGGGCCUGGCCAAAUGGGAAGCCUUCCUGUCGCAGGAGCAAGUGCCCCCCUCGUCACCGGAGAAGGGCAGCAAGAAGGGCAGCAAGACCCCCACCCUCUCCAAGAAAUCGGCCGAAGAUGCCAAGAAGGACAGCAAGAAGGAGAAGAAGGACAAAGACCCGAAGAAGGACAGCAAGAAGGAGAAGAAGGCCCUCACCGAUAGCAAGAAGGAAUCCAAGCGGGACAGCAAAACGGUGGAAGAUGCCGCGGGAGUCGAGGGCGAGGAGGAGAAAAUCGACCAGAAGAUGGCUCAGCUCAAGGCCCUCGAUGGCUGGGUCACCUCCGCCCAGACUCGCGCCGCCGUUUCCCUUGCCGCCGCGAAUGGCCCCGCAUGGGCCGAGGGCGAGGAGGGCGAGGGCUCAGCCUCGGGUCCCUACUCGGAGAGCGACGAGGUCGAUGGCACGGGCUCGCCCCUCCCGCGCAAGGUCCUGCGCCGCUCAUCGGCGGCCUCGGUGGCCGACGCCGUCGUGGUCGACAUGGCCGACGGGCGCCCCACGCUACGCGCCGGCACAUUCCAGGGCAUCGUCAAAUGGCUCAUCUUCCAGAACGUGGGCGAUCUCAGCACCUCGUUCCUCCUCACCUUCCGCGCCUACGGCACCCCGCAGGAGCUGUGGGAGGCUCUCAUGAACGUCUUCCGCAUCAUCCACGAGAAGGACCUCAAGGAAAACGCACGCAAGGACAUGCGCCGUCGUGUGAUCGCGUUCCUGGAGGAGUGGAUCAGGCGGUUCUCCUACAGCGACUUCAUCGAGUCCAACAAGAAGUCGCUCUUCAAGGACGUCACCAACUUCGUCAAGUCCCUCCCCGCCGAGGAGUCCCGACAGCUCAAGCUCCUCCUCAUGAGGAAGAAGACCAACAAGAAGGGCGCCAAGGAGCUGGCCGCCGGAUCGUCAUCGCCCGUGAUGGGAGGUGGAGGCAGCACGCUGGGCACCUCGUCGUCGAACGCGCUCAACAUCUCAGCCAGCAGCAACGGAAACGGCACUGAGGCGCCGCCUCCCUCGCCCACGGCGUCCGCCGGCUCGGGCGUGGUGGCCCCGGCCGUGCCCGGCGACUCGCUCGGCGCGUCGUCGACGAUCGUCCUCAAGCGUACGUCGGCCAAGGCCCUCGCCGUGCAGAUGACCAUCCUCGACGCCGACACCUUUGGUGAGAUCAAGCCCGAGGAGAUGCUCCUCGGCAACUGGACCCGCCCCAACAAGGAAGAAGUGGCGCCCACGUUGACGUACCUGGCCAACUACUUCAACCAGUGGUCGUACUGGGUGUCGACGGAGAUCCUCAUCGCCGGCGGCGUCAACGCCCAGGUGCAAGCCGUGAAGAAGUUCAUCUCCGUGCUGCACCACCUCUUCUCCCUCAACAACUUCAACUCUCUCAUGGCCGUCAUGUCCGGCCUCAACCGAGCCUCCGUCUCUCGGCUCAAGAAGGUGUGGGCGAGGGUGCCGAUCAAGUUCGUGGAGCUGUUCCACCAGCUGGAGGACCUGAUGACGCCCCUGGGCAACUUCAAGUACUACCGCCAGCUCCUCGCCGAGUCCAAGGACAAGAAGCCCAUCGUCCCCUACCUCGUCGUGUUCCUUCGAGAUUUGACGUUCAUCAACGACGGUAACGAGGAGCGUCUGCCGAUGCCCCAGAAGCCCGACGUCAAGCUGCCCAACUUUGAAAAGAUGGUCCUCCUGGGCCAGCAGAUCCUCGAGCUCGAGGCCUACCGCAAGGUGCCAUACACGCUCGAGGGGGACAGCGCGGUGGCGACGGCGCUCCGGAAUGCGAUGUACUUUGACGAGGACACCCUGCACCGCCGCUCGCUGGAGCAGGAGCCCAUCCAGAACAUGGAGCCCGAGGUGGACUACCUCGACGACGAGGCCAUCUCCAACGAGAAGAAGACGAAGAAUCCUCUCCUCGCCCUCCAGCAAAUGCGGGAGGAGCUGCUGGCGGAAUCGAACGAGUUCGACUUUUCGGAGGGCAGCGAAACGUCGUGGGCGCAGGACGAGGACAAGACGGACGACGGGACGGCCUCCAAGCUCGAGGACAAGAGCGAGUAG
Molecule: messenger RNA, 2121 nt
Organism: Acanthamoeba castellanii str. Neff
Lineage: Eukaryota; Discosea; Longamoebia; Acanthamoebidae
Product: RasGEF domain containing protein
Exons: 9
Coding region: 1-2121 (706 amino acids)
Biological process (GO): positive regulation of GTPase activity; Ras protein signal transduction
Cellular component (GO): plasma membrane
Molecular function (GO): guanyl-nucleotide exchange factor activity
Source: RefSeq, a predicted model, not a curated record